Sinocyclocheilus rhinocerous is the source of this 414-nucleotide messenger RNA. RefSeq names its product nuclear pore complex protein Nup133-like. The transcript has 2 exons. The record is from RefSeq and is a predicted model, not a curated record. Gene Ontology annotation, cellular component: nuclear pore outer ring. The coding region runs from base 69 to 413 and encodes 114 amino acids. Gene Ontology annotation, biological process: protein import into nucleus; transcription-dependent tethering of RNA polymerase II gene DNA at nuclear periphery; poly(A)+ mRNA export from nucleus. Gene Ontology annotation, molecular function: structural constituent of nuclear pore. NCBI's taxonomy places the organism in Eukaryota, Metazoa, Chordata, Actinopteri, Cypriniformes, Cyprinidae.
UUUGUCCUGUAGAGGGCGCUGGAUUUACACUGACGUCUCUGAUCCUGCUGCAUCAGUUGGAGGAUAAGAUGAAAGCUCACCGCUGCCUCAUGGACUUCCUGCUUCAGACAGGCCUUCUAGACCGCCUCACUUCCACAGUGGUGCGCAUGUCCCCGAUGGCCACGCGACUCUUGCUAUGCGAACAUGCGGAGAAGCUCUCGGCUGCCAUCGUGCUGAAGAACCAUCAUGCCAAGCAUCCAGAGCUGGUGAACACGGCCAUCCUGUCGGCACUGAAGAAGAGCAACACCGACAUACCGUCCAACCUCACGCCUGCAGACGUGUUCUUCAGAGAGGUGCCAGACUUCAGCACCCUGAUCAUCAAACUGGAAUGGAGAAUAUAUGUGACCCUGGAGCACAAAAGCAGUCUUAAGUAGU